AUGAAUAUUAAGAUUGCCAUCAUUUUGGUGGCAGUGGCCACCCAAGUUAUAUGCGCGAAGGAUUCGAGCAAGGUAGGAAAGAGCUCGCAGAAUGUCGAAGCCGCGGAAUCAACGGAGAAGAAAACAGAAAAACGUGGACUCCAGCAUAGUUUCGGUGAUUUAGGCGGUGGCGGUGGCGAUCUACAUGGUGGCGGUGGUGAUUUAGGCGGUGGCGGUGGCAUUGGUUACGAUCAACAUGAGCAUGUGAAGACGGUGACGGUUGUAAAGAAAGUGCCAGUACCUUAUGAAGUAACGAAGCACGUACCCUAUCUGGUGGAGAAACACGUACCAUACGAAGUGAAGGUCGGCGUGCCACAGCCCUACACCGUCGAAAAGCAUGUGCCCUACCCUGUGAAGGUGUUCGUCAAAGUGCCGGUCCACGUGCCGCAGCCGUACACCGUCGAGAAGAAGGUGCCGUAUGAAGUGAAGGUGCCGGUGGAUAAGCCUUACGAAGUCAAGGUAUACGUGCCACAGCCCUACACCGUGGAAAAGCACAUACCAGUGCCGGUGAAGGUACCGGUACCACAGCCCUACACCGUCGAGAAGCACGUGCCUUUCCCUGUGAAGAUAAAGAUUCCGGUUCCGCAGCCGUAUCCUGUGGAGAAACCGGUGCCCUACGAGGUGAAGGUACCGGUGGACAAGCCGUAUCCAGUCCCUGUGCCGAAACCGUAUCCGGUCACCGUCGAAAAACCGUAUCCGGUGCCAGUCGAAAAGCCGAUACCGUACGAAGUGAAGGUGCCAGUCGACAAACCGUACCCGGUGCCAGUGGAAAAACCAUAUCCGGUGCCAGUGAAGGUGCCGGUUCCGCAACCGUACCAUGUUCACAAACCGAUACCGGUGCCGGUAGAAAAGCCGAUUCCAGUGCCGAUCAAAGUGCCGGUUGACAAACCGUAUAUCGUCGAAAAGGAGGUUCCGGUUCCGGUCGAGAAAGAAAUACCGGUGCCAGUUAAAGUUCCGGUGCACAUACCGAUUCACAUACCGAAGCAUGAUCACGGUGAUCUGGGCGGCUACGGCGGUGGAGGCGGAUAUGGUGGCGGUGGAGGCGGAUAUGGUGGCGGAUAUGGUGGCGGUUACGGCGAUGGAGGUGACUUCCACGGUGGCGGUGGUGGAGGUGAUUUCCACGGUGGCGGCGGCGGCGGAGGUUACGAAUCGAUUCAUGGCUGA
Molecule: messenger RNA, 1203 nt
Organism: Cyphomyrmex costatus
Lineage: Eukaryota; Metazoa; Arthropoda; Insecta; Hymenoptera; Formicidae
Gene: Vajk4
Product: chitin-binding protein vajk4
Exons: 3
Coding region: 1-1203 (400 amino acids)
Source: RefSeq, a predicted model, not a curated record